Molecule: messenger RNA, 2088 nt
Organism: Chenopodium quinoa (quinoa)
Lineage: Eukaryota; Viridiplantae; Streptophyta; Magnoliopsida; Caryophyllales; Amaranthaceae
Exons: 2
Coding region: 575-1570 (331 amino acids)
Source: RefSeq, a predicted model, not a curated record
CUCAAACCAUAGACUUCUCUAACAAUACUAGUAAUUUCUGUAUUGAAAUAUAUAGUCAUGUCAUAUUCAAAUUCAUGAAGACUUUUAAAAAAAAUAAAAAAUUUAGAAUUAAUUUAUUAUAAAAUAUUAAAUAAUUUUAUGAUUAAAGUUGUGCAUUGAUGUACAUAAAACUAUAGAAAAAUAUAACAAAAACAGAUAAAAACCUGAGAAGUAGAUGAACCGCUGCUUUAGGCUUAGGAGGUUUCCCGUUAUCUCUAAGAAUGGGAAACCAGUUGUCGAUCACCUCACCUGAAAUAAUCAGCGAAGCCAGGACGGUAGCGGCCCGAUCAUGUCAGCCCCAAGGACAUCAUUAUAUUGAGAUAUGAUAGAAUAUUUAGUUUGAUAUGAUAAUAUUUCGAUAUUCUAUUUUAGUUAAUUUCCGAAGAUCCUAAGUUAUCUUAUGAUACUAGGAUUAGGACUUGUAUUGGCUAUAUAUUUCCCAAGGUGAUUAAUGAGAAGGCAAGCAAUAUCUUUCUAUUUCUUCAUGGUAUCAAGAGCAAGGAUUUUCUUUUGAUUUUUUUUUUUCUAAACCACCAUGCCUGGUGACGAUGUACCACCACCGCCACCACCAACGACCAAAAUAGAACCCAAUUCACCAUAUUUUCUAGGACCUCAAGAUAGGCCUGGCGAUUAUAUUACUCCGACUCAUCUCAAAGGGGACAACUAUGAUGAAUGGGCAGCCGAUAUUCAGACUGCCUUAGAAGCCAGACGCAAAUUUGAGUUUCUUGACGAUACGAUUACAGUGCUGGAAUCUCCCUGUACCAAGUCCGAUUGGACUGCCAUAAAUGCAAUGUUGAUUUCUUGGUUUUCAAAUACAAUUGAUCUUGAAAUUAAAUCAUCUCUUUCAAAAUUCAGAGAAGUCAAACCAUUUUGGGAUCACCUCCGCAAACGCUUCGCUCAGACUAAUGGGCCUCGAAUUCAGCAACUCCGUUCAUCUCUCGCAAGGUGUGAACAAACUAAAACCAUGGUUGUCUCUGUAUACUAUGGGAAAUUACAUGCUUUGUGGCAUGAAUUGGAUCAUCACGAACCCCUUAUUUCGUGUACUUGUUGUUCCUCGUGUACGGCGGGUCGACUCCAUGAACAAAGGCGUGAUCAGUCUCGUUUACAUGAUUUCUUGAUGGGAUUGUACUCGGGUUUCUAUUCUUAUCUUCGCUCGAACAUUCUGUCACAAGAUCCCUUACCAAGUCUGGAUAGGGCGUAUCAAUUGGCGGUUCAAGAAGAGCGCGUUCACAACGCUAGGCAGGACACCGAAGCCAAACCACCUGAUGCUCUCGGCUUUGCUGUUCGUGCUAACAGUGGGCGUGGUUCUGUUUGCUCUCAUUAUAAGAAACAGGGGCAUGAGGUAUCUAAUUGUUGGUUUCGUUCUCCAUGCCCUCACUUCAAGAAGAAGGGGCACGACCCUAAUAAUUGCUUCGAAAUUGUGGGCUAUCCUGCGGGCUGGAAUGCAGGGUCGAAAGAUUCUACUACAGUGCAGCAGAGUAAGGGGGGGGGGGGCACGUGCUCAUGCUACGGCUGCAGGGGACUCCCAUAACACUCCUAAUACUGCCGCACAAUCCUCCUCCACUAAAGCUUUCACUGUCGAACAAUGGAAGGUGCUUUUGGGAUUUUUGGGUAAUGCUAAUAUUCCUGACAACCGUCUAAAUGGACCGUCUGAAGGAGCUGAUUGGAACGGGUCUUAGGCGAGAUGGACUAUAUUAUUUCUUUAGUAAACCGGAUGUGGUGCAACGUGUGUCUGUGGUUGAAGCGUCGUCAGAAUUGGAGCUUUGGCAUAGAAGAAUAGGGCAUCCGUCGGAAAAAGUAGUUAAGUUGCUUCCGCAUAUUAGCAAUAAUAAGAGUAGUUUAAAUAAAAGUUGUGAAGUAUGUUUUCGUGCUAAGCAUCCUAGAGACAAAUUUCCUUUGAGUGACAAUAAAUAUUCUGGAAAUUUUGAGAAAAUAUAUUGUGAUUUAUGGGGUCCAUAUAGACAUGUUUUGUCGUGUGGAGCUCGUUAUUUUUUGACUAUUGUUGAUGAUUAUUCGAGAGCUGUUUGGAUUUAUUUGUUAAUUGAUAAA